Molecule: messenger RNA, 1563 nt
Organism: Miscanthus lutarioriparius
Lineage: Eukaryota; Viridiplantae; Streptophyta; Magnoliopsida; Poales; Poaceae
Source: the annotation of a GenBank genome assembly
AUGGAAGACUUGCUCUACUACUCCCUCGCCAUAGCCGUCUGCAUCGCAAUCAUCCCCCUCCUCUCCUCCCUCCAAAACUCAAUUUUUUCUUCCUCUAUUGUUUAUAUUGCCGGACCAACUUCGGCAUCGAGAAAUUCGAUAAUUUCGGUGGUGGCCGAAAUUUUGGCGAUACCGAAAUUAAAAACCUUGGUCCUCUCCGCCGCGCGGUCCCGGUACGGCCCGGUCUUCACGCUCUACCUGCUGCCGUCCCGCCCGGCCAUCUUCGUCGCCGACCACGCCGUGGCGCACCGCGCGCUGGUGCAGCGCGGCGCCGCCUUCGCCGACAGGCCCCCCGCCAGCCUCCCCUUCCGGAUCUUCUCCAGCGGCCAGCGCAACAUCACGUCCGGCGCCUACGGCCCGCUCUGGCGCGCGCUCCGACACAACCUCACCAGCAAGGUGUUCCACCCGUCGCGCCUGGGCCGGUUCGCCGCCGCCCGCCGCAAAGCGCUCCAGGGGCUCGUCGCCGGCGUCGUGGCGCAGCAGAUGCGGGGAGACGGGGUGGUCGUCGUCGAGGCGCUCCUGCACCGGGCCAUGUUCCACAUCCUCGUCACCAUGUGCUUCGGCGAGCGCCUUGCGACCGACGCCGUCGUCGCGGCCGUCGAGGCGCUGCAGCGGGAGUUCCUCACGUCGGUGCUCGGCUUCCAGGUGCUCGACGUGUGCCCCGCGCUCACCAGGCUCCUGUUCCGGCGCCGGUGGAAGCAGAUGAUGUCCCUCCGGCGCCGGCAGGAGGAGCUGUUCGCGCCUCUCAUACGGGCGUGUCGCGCGCAACGGGACGCCGGCGACGGCGUGGACGACACGACGACGUACGUGGACACGCUCCUCGGCCUCCAAAUCCCCGAAGACGGCGGCGUCAGGAACCUCACGGAGGGCGAGAUGGUGAGCCUGUGCGCCGAGUUUGUGGCCGUGGGCACCGACAACACGGCCACCGAGGCGCAGUGGAUCAUGGCCAACCUCGUGGCGCAGCCGGAGAUCCAAGCGAGGCUCCGUGCCGAGAUCCACCAGGUCACGGCCACCGGCGGCAGCGCGGGCGUCCAGGAGCAGGACCUGCCGCGGAUUCCGUACCUUCGCGCCGUCGUGCUCGAGGGGCUCCGGCGCCACCCGCCGGGCCACUUCGCGAUCCCGCACGCCGCGACGGGCAUCGACGACGACGGCGGCGGGCUGUCGCUCGAAGGCUUCCUCGUUCCGAGGCGCGCGUCCCUCAACUUCCCGCUCGUCGCGUUGGGGCUCGACGAGGCGGUGUGGCCGGACCCGCUGCGGUUCCGUCCGGAACGGUUCCUGCCCGGCGGCGAGGGCGCGGACGUCGACCUCACCGGCGCGAAGGAGGUCAAGAUGAUACCGUUCGGCGCCGGGCGGCGGAUCUGCCCCGGGAUGGCGCUCGCGCUGCUGCACCUCGAGUUCUUCGUGGCCAGCCUCGUCGCCGAGUUCGAGUGGCUCCAGGUGCCCGGUGAGCCGGUGGAGUUCGCCGAGAAGCAGGAGCUGUCCGUCGUGAUGCGCCGCCCGCUCCGUGCCACCGUCGUCCGGUGA